Molecule: messenger RNA, 1485 nt
Organism: Chenopodium quinoa (quinoa)
Lineage: Eukaryota; Viridiplantae; Streptophyta; Magnoliopsida; Caryophyllales; Amaranthaceae
Exons: 7
Coding region: 164-943 (259 amino acids)
Source: RefSeq, a predicted model, not a curated record
ACCCAUUUGAAUACAUGACAUUUCUCACUCUUUGAUAUCCGCAUUCUACAAUCUUCUCUCUACAAUUCCAUAAACUCAUCAUCUUUCAACUCCAAUUCACAUUCGAUUUUUGCGCCAAUUUUCUCUCACCUAGGGUUUAUCUUCAAAUUCCCCUCCCCAAAUCAUGGAAACCAGAGACGAAGUAGUGGAAAUCGAGAGCUUGGAAAAGGGAUUAUUAUCUUCAGAAGGUACCGAAAAUGGCGAUUAUACGGCGGAAGAAGACGAUUCAACGGUGAUUUACGCGGCGUCGUUUGAUGAAAUGGAAGAGAAUUUCGUCAAGUAUCAAACAGCUCAAUGGGUGUUGUAUUCUUUGGUGUCGAUAUUAGCUUGGGGAAUUGGGUUAUUGAUGUUGUUGUAUGUUCCUGUUCGAAGAUUUAUUUUGCGCAAAGAUAUUCGGUCUCGGAAACUUUAUGUCACACCUGAUGCUAUUGUUUAUAAAGUCACAAGGCCAGUAGCGUUUCCUUGUUUUGGUGUUUUACAAAAGGAAAAAUAUGUGUUAUUGCCCUCGGUAGCAGAUAUUGUAAUUGAGCAAGGGUAUUUGCAGUCCUUUUUUGGUGUUUACUCUGUUCGAAUUGAAAAUGCUGGUGUGAGAAGACCGCCUAGUGAUGAUCUUCAGAUUCAAGGUAUAACAAAUCCAAGUGCCUUCCGAAAGGCUGUUCUUACUCACCUCUCAAGUAAAAGGACUGAGGCUUCCUCUACACAAGUACCUGUAAUUGAAGGUCCUCAAACUUUUAUAGGUGGCCAUCCACAAGUUGUUGGGAUGUCUCCUUCACAAUCUGUUAAACAUGAUGCUAUUCCUCCUAAUGAGCUGGGACUUCUACAAAAACUAGAGGUUGGGACUUCUAUCAAGAGAGUUCAAAACUUGAUUGAGCAGCAGUAUUCUCAAGCAGAAACUUCAGAUUGAGGAAAGUUGUGUCUCUGUAUCCCUGGUAUACUUUUCUUCCUUGUUAAAUUUCAUGUUAUCAAUCCAUCAUUACUGGAAACUGACUACCUACUUGCUGAAGAAUGGUUUCUGAUCUCUUCUUCAGAAUCUUGGGAGCAACUUGCUUACAGAAUAGGGUGUAAAUACAACCUUUGUCUCAAAUCUAUAUUGUUCUCUUUUCCGCUUCUUCGUUUUUUUUUUUUUUUUUUGGUUUGGGGGGGGGGGGGGGGGGUUGAAGCAACAGUGUGAUUCUCAUUCUGCUGAUCAUUCUAUCUUGUUUAUUUUGAUUAAUUGACUAUACCUGAUUUUCUAAAAUAUUCUAAGAUAUGUACAUUAUUCUUGCAAAAAACUAAGGUAUCCUCCAAGGUUCCUCUUUUGCUAACUAUUGGUUAUACAGAAAGUUGCUGGUGAAUAUAUUUAGUUUUGAUUCUAGUGCUUUAUUUUACUAGUUAUAGGAAGUUUAAAGUUUAUCUGUGCUUUUGUAAGGGCAUUUCUGAAUAUAUAUAUAUAUAAUUUUGAUUGUA